Molecule: messenger RNA, 1827 nt
Organism: Truncatella angustata
Lineage: Eukaryota; Fungi; Ascomycota; Sordariomycetes; Amphisphaeriales; Sporocadaceae
Exons: 2
Coding region: 1-1827 (608 amino acids)
Biological process (GO): regulation of DNA-templated transcription; DNA-templated transcription
Molecular function (GO): zinc ion binding; DNA binding; DNA-binding transcription factor activity, RNA polymerase II-specific
Source: RefSeq, a predicted model, not a curated record
AUGGACAUCAACAAUAGCGUCACAGUGCCCCGCAGCGAAGUAUCCUUCCUUGAGGACACUAGGUUAGCCCGGACCAGAGCCCCGGCUUCGCUUGCCUGCACGGAAUGCCGAAGACAGCACGUGAAGUGCGACGGAGGCCUGCCAAGUUGUCUCCGCUGCUCUCAAAACGCACUGACUUGCCAAUUCCUGCCAUCUCGUCGUGGGGGGAGGCGGAAAAGGGAUCGAGAAUCGCAAUGCUCCACCCAACAAGACUCAACCGCAUCCAGCGCACAUUCUCAGGACAACCAUGAAUCCGGGGUCCUGUCCGACGUACCACGCGCGUCCACGAUGGAGAUUCUGGCCUCAGCGCCGUUGUUGGAUAGUAGCGUCUUGAGCCCAUAUCAUGACGGAGACCCUGGAAGAGGUCAUCAGGAUGAUCGCCUUGUUCGUCUCUUCUACGAAAAUUUCCACGUGGCGCAUCCUAUCUUGGUCCCGGCUGCCAUGUAUCAAGCCCGGAACUAUCCUCAUUUCCUUCAGACCGUGGUCAAACUUAUCGGCUCUCACUACUCGCCAUCAGGGCCCAGUCGGAUCUUGAAAGAGAGCGUCGACUCGGCCUUGACCGUCAGUGGAGAUCGCACGCCGUCCAUGGUUCAGGCUCGGCUAUUGUAUGCGAUCUCUCUGUAUGCGAACGAAGACCGGCCCAAAGCUCUAGAAACCUACUCGAAAUCAGUCGACAUCGCGACUGAGAUAGGUAUGCACAAGGGCGACUUUGCAUCGUCGCUCAAUCUGGAGCAGCCUAUCGAGGCCGAGAGCCUGCGUAGAACCUGGUGGGAGCUCUACCUCGUCGAUAUAUUCAUGAAUAUCUCAGCAGUACCAGUAUCGUUUCGCUACAACGUUUCCGCACCCGAGGUGGCUCUACCGUGCGAAGAAUCCGUCUAUGCCAAGAGCUUAGAAAUUCCUGAACCGGCACGAUUCCUAACGUUCAAGGGCAGGAUAUUUGCCGACGAGGAAACAAUAUUUUCGUCGUUCAGCUAUCGUGUCGAAGCUAUAAUGAUUCUCUGCCGAGCACUCCUUCUGAAUCAGAUUCGAGACCCUCACCGAGAUCACCUUCAAGCUGUAGAAAAUGCUUUGGUGAGUUGGGUGAAUCUCUUACCUACCAAGAAGUUAGACAUCAUUGAUUCGUACGGCAACGUUGACGAGAUGAUGUUCCAAGCACACGUCAUCAUCGCAUAUGCCGCUAUGCUGAUUCAUCUCCCCCGAAGCGAUCUGCGACGUCUGCUCGUGCCACAAGACGUCGGUUGCUGGCCUUGCACGCUCGAGACGCUGCCCCCGACAUUUUCUCGUGUUAUACAUAGCAUCAAGUCAACUGAAGCGUCCAGGCGAGUGUCGGACUUCAUCUCGAUCUGCCCAAACAUUCAGAAGCACUCCCCGCUUAUUAUACCAGCGCUGGGGCUUUGUGGCAUGAUCCAACUUGCUACAUCAGCCAGUCAUAACGAGGACUGUCUUGAUCACCACUACAACCGCGUGACACUGGUCCUGGGCUGUCUGCGGGUCAUGAGACGGACGUGGGUCUCGGCAGACAUGGCGUACAAUCGCGUACGAACAUGUGCAGCUAACAUGCUCACCAAGUCCAGCACAAAGUGGACUGCAAAACCAUCAGAAAAGCGUGCUGGUCCAUUGCAGCCGCCAGACAAUCCCGAUGACGUGAAUCAUAACUCGGGUACAUUCCGUCUCGCACCCGAUAACCAACCACAGCUGCUGGCAGAUUUCGCACAGGAAUUCAUCGAUCCGACCUGCUACGAUGCGUCUAUAUUUAAUCCAUUUGGGGAUUUCGACAUGCAUAUCUAG